CACACACACACACACACACACACCGACAGCCGUUACGUCACACGUCGGGAAUGCAGUGAGGAGCUGCUGCCGCUGCCGAAGGCCUCAGGAUCCGUCACAAAAAGCCUGCGAUGUCCGGUCCCACCUGGCUCCCACCGAGGUCUCUGGAUAGCCCCGAGCAAGCCGCCCCCCCACAGAUGUCUCACUCUGCUGGGUCAGCAAUCUACAGAGCCCCCAACAAGAAGGGGACGCCUGACUUUCGGCCAAAAUAUGGCCCCUAUGACCAGAACGGAGGAGGAGGAGGAGGAGGAGGAGGUGGUAGUGGUGGGAUGGCCAACAGGUACAUGGCUACUGGACCCACAGGUGGGCCCAUUCAUCAUUCGUCUAGCGAUCACUACUACUCCCCGCCCCAUGGGCCCAAGGAAGACCGCAACUGGAGCCCUCACCUGGACAGUUACGAGCUGAUGCACCGCGGUCCGGAAAAGCCAGCGAGCUAUCACUCUAAAAUCGACGCUGAUAUUGACUCCCUCACCAGUAUGCUCGCUGACCUGGACAGCCACCCGCAGGACACGCAGCUAUACGACAAUGUGCCUUACAACAAGUACCUCCCGGGGGAUCACUACAAGCCCGCGCACCAGAGUGCAGGCCCUCCUCAGGGUCGGCCAUCCAUGGGCUACCCCCCUCAUCCCCAGAGCCAAUACCACCCAGCUCCCCGCUACCCCAGCGAGCACCAGUCCCCUCAGUACCCCACCUCCCACCAGCCGGACUACUACUCCUCCUCUUCAACCCCAAAGCCCUACCCCCAGCCCGUCCCGGCCUCCUACACCACUGCCUCAACUCCUACUGGGCCCAGGUUCAGCGUCCAGGUCAAGACGGCUCAGCCGGUCACCUACUCUCAGACGGGGAGGCAGGCUGAACAGGCCUACACGCCGCCCCCUCCUCGCCAGCACGUGUCACGGCCCCCUCCUCAGACGAGUCCGCAGGGCUGGUACCCUCCACACCCCAGCUCGCAAGCUCAGGAGAUGCACUCUGAGGUGGUGUACAAGGGGAGCAGCUCAGGACCUGGAGGAAGAGUUGUCCAGGUCCCACAGUCCAAGAGAGGGAUGGAGAAUCAUCAAACCGGGCCAGGGGCUGCGCAGAGUCCUGCUUAUCAGUCCAGCCAGCAGGGUAUAGCAACAACAAGGCCAGAGGAAGAGUUGGAUCGACUUACCAAGAAGCUGGUAUACGAUAUGAACCACCCCCCUGUCGAGGACUAUUUUGGCCGCUGUGCCCGGUGCGGGGACAACGUGGUCGGUGACGGCAGUGGCUGCAUCGCCAUGGAGCAGGUGUUUCACGUGGAGUGUUUCACAUGCAUCACCUGCCACGCCCGUCUCCGGGGGCAACCCUUCUACGCCCUCGACAAGAAGAGUUACUGUGAGAGUUGUUACAUUAGUACAUUAGAGCGCUGUUCAAAGUGCUCCAAGCCCAUCCUGGACCGUAUCCUGCGGGCCAUGGGAAAGGCCUACCACCCUCGCUGUUUCACAUGUGUGGUUUGCAACUGCUGCUUGGACGGGGUGCCCUUCACCGUGGACGCAACCUCUCAGAUACACUGCAUCGAUGACUUUCAUAGGAAGUACGCUCCUCGCUGCUCCGUUUGCGGUGAGCCCAUCAUGCCCGAACAGGGUCAGGAGGAGACCGUGAGGAUCGUAGCUCUGGACCGCAGCUUCCAUGUUAACUGUUACAUCUGUGAGGAAUGUGGUCUCCUGCUGUCCUCUGAAGGCGAGGGUCGAGGCUGUUACCCGCUGGACGGCCACAUCUUGUGUAAGAGCUGCAGCGCAUGCCGCAUCCAGGACCUCUCAGCCAAAAUCUCCACAGACUGCUAACGGCAACGCCGCAUCGUACUCAUUAUCGAUGGUUGCCGAGAGGAUGUGCUCCUGCUUUGACCCGCGAGGUGCUUUUUUUUUUUUUUUUUUUGUCCUUUUGUUGCUCUGACGGCGACAUAAACGUUGCUUUAGUUCCCUCUGUUGGUAUCCAGCUGUAAUUUCGUUUGCAGAGGAACAAUCUUUCUGAGAUGGAGUCCUGGUGGAGCAAGGACCCUUUCAUUCUGAUGUCCUACUACAUUUACUCGUUGUUGUUUUAUUAUUUUGUUGGUACACAGCGGCCCCAUUUUUCUCCGGUUUAGUCCAGUAUUGGUAUGACGGGGGCCUGACCUGCCGGCAGCUUGGGCUCCACAUUUAUCGGUACUGCUCAACUAUUAGUCAAAGACGAUGAAAGUAUGGAAGGAUAUCACAGAUUACGGGAGGGGACGCAGCUUAAAUGCUAAUUAGACUAAACUAUCUUCCCGAUGGGACCUGUACAUUUGUAAAAACACUUAAACGUUUCAGAACUGCCACAAAACGAGCAUCUUAAAAGCACAUAGUGCAACAACUGACUACAUAACAGGCCGGUUUGGCUGGAAAGCACGUCGCCUUCAGAGCUUUCAGAGACGUAGCCUCGUAGCAGGAGAAAUGUAGAAGAAAAGGUUUGUUUUUUUGUUUGUUUUUUACUUCAGCUUUUAUGAAAUGGAAGUACAAUAUUAGCCCGAACAAAUCUUUCAUCAAUCUCAACCUCACAGCAUCAUGUUUAAUUGUUUAAUUGGAGUUCAAAACAGAACUGUUGUCAUUUUUUGUUUUCCUUUGUUUUCCUUUUUUUCAUCAUCCACAAUAACACUUUUGAAUGUCUACGAAACACAAUCUUUUGUUUAACACGUGUUGGUUGAUACUUGACUGUUACAUUGAAGACAAUGGUGCAAUGAAGUCAAACGCUUUCUUCUGUCUUAGGAAAAGGGGAGUUGGUCACUCGUGUGCUUUGAAAGCGUCCUCUUGUUUGAAGUCUGAGCCUUACGUGAACUCGAUUUACUUCACAAAUACUUUUACAUAAUAGUUAUUCUUUAUAUUUGACAAAAUAAUAGUGGACAUAAAUGUGAUGUGUUUUCUUUUUUCUUUCUUUUUUACCCGAAAAUCAAUGGUGGUGGUUUUGGAAUGCAACUCUUCACUCGCUGAUUGGAUGUUUUUGUCGUUCUCAGACUUUGGAGCUUCAGUAUUUGUUAUGAUUGUGUUUUGACCUCCGGUCUUUCCGUCCUGAUUUUGUAUUCGUUGAACUUUUUAAAGGGCUAGAACUUUGAAAGCCUUAUCUCAAGGAUGUCAUUCAGUUUCAUAAUCAAUUUAUUUAUUUUUUUUUGGUAAACUGGGUUUUUCUGUGAAUUCAUUUUUUUGUAAUUUUUUUUUCCAUCAUCCUAAAACGGUUCCUUUGCAUUUUUCGUCUCCUAAUUUAUUCACUGCAUUGAUCUGCGUUUGGUCAUCCAGGUUAUCAUUUCAUUCCUGCUCAGAAUCGUAAUUUCUUCUUUUUCUUUUCUUUUUCUUUAUCCGGGCCCACGCCAACUCUUGUGUCAUUCUCCUUUUUUAAAUCACAUCAUUUAGUUUUCUUUCCACUCAAUCGUGUAUCGUCCUCACUGCGUGUUCAGCUUGAAAUGCUGUGAAUUGGAGCUUUAGAUCGAAGUCUCGAGAAGAAGGGCCAUUCUGUACCGAAUAAACAGGUCGUAGAAGAAGAAAUGGCAUUUACACUAAUGGGAGAGCACGUUGAACACAUGGGUGGAUUUACUCCUAAUACAGGUUGAAGUAACAUCAUUAUUAAAACGUCAUCAAAUCGA
Cyclopterus lumpus (lumpfish) is the source of this 3646-nucleotide messenger RNA. It is a transcript of the gene trip6, whose product is annotated as thyroid hormone receptor interactor 6. Gene Ontology annotation, cellular component: focal adhesion; stress fiber. Lineage: Eukaryota; Metazoa; Chordata; Actinopteri; Perciformes; Cyclopteridae. The coding region runs from base 111 to 1841 and encodes 576 amino acids. Gene Ontology annotation, biological process: cell-cell adhesion. The transcript has 10 exons. The record is from RefSeq and is a predicted model, not a curated record.